AAGAACUUUCUUUAAACCGCAAACAUUUUUGGUCAGUGGGAUUCAGUGUGCGGUGAUUUGACUUCCCGCUGGAUCCCGUCUCCACUUUCCUGCUUCCAAAGCUGCAGGUGCAGCUGGGCGCCGCCGCGGGAGUGAAGCGGCUGCCGGCUUGGUGACCCCGCCGUGUACCUUGCGCCCAGACGCGGAUGGACAGGCACUAGGGAGCGGUGCUACGGCCCGUGGCGAAAACACGGCAUGCAGGCGCUCAACAUCACCCCAGAGCGGUUCUCCCAGCUGCUGCGGGACCACAACCUUACCCGCGAGCAGUUCAUCGCGCUGUACGGGCUGCGGCCGCUGGUGUACACGCCCGAGCUACCCGGGCGCGCCAAGCUGGCCUUGGUGCUGACCGGCGUGCUCAUCUUCGCCCUGGCGCUCUUUGGCAACGCGCUGGUGGUCUAUGUGGUAACCCGCAGCAAGGCCAUGCGCACCGUCACCAACAUCUUCAUCUGCUCCUUAGCGCUCAGCGACCUGCUCAUCGCCUUCUUCUGUAUCCCGGUCACCAUGCUCCAGAACAUCUCCGACAACUGGCUGGGGGGUGCCUUCAUUUGCAAGAUGGUUCCCUUUGUCCAGUCUACUGCUGUUGUAACAGAAAUUCUCACUAUGACCUGCAUUGCUGUGGAAAGGCACCAAGGACUCGUUCACCCCUUUAAAAUGAAGUGGCAGUACACCAACCAAAGGGCUUUCACAAUGCUAGGUGUGGUCUGGUUGGUGGCAGUCAUCGUAGGAUCACCCAUGUGGCAUGUGCAACAACUUGAGAUUAAGUAUGACUUCCUAUAUGAAAAAGAACACAUCUGCUGCUUGGAAGAGUGGACCAGCCCUGUGCACCAGAAAAUCUAUACCACCUUCAUCCUUGUUAUUCUCUUCCUCCUGCCCCUUAUGGUGAUGCUCAUUCUGUACAGUAAAAUCGGUUAUGAACUUUGGAUAAAGAAAAGAGUGGGGGAUGGCUCAGUGCUUCGAACUAUCCAUGGGAAAGAAAUGUCCAAGAUAGCCAGGAAGAAGAAGCGGGCUGUCAUUAUGAUGGUGACAGUGGUGGCUCUCUUUGCAGUGUGCUGGGCACCUUUCCAUGUUGUUCACAUGAUGAAUGAAUACAGUAAUCUUGAAAAGGAAUAUGAUGAUGUCACAAUCAAGAUGAUUUUUGCUAUAGUGCAAAUAAUUGGAUUUUCCAACUCCAUCUGCAAUCCCAUUGUCUAUGCAUUUAUGAAUGAAAACUUCAAGAAGAAUUUUUUGUCUGCAGUUUGUUAUUGCAUUGUAAAAGAAACCUUCUCUCCAGCACGAAGGCGUGAAAAUCCAGAAAUUGCCUUGAUGCAGAAGAAAGCAAAGUUUUCCAAGAGAGAGAACCCAGUGGAAGAGAGCAAAGGAGAAGCAUUCAGUGAUGGCAACAUUGAAGUCAAAUUAUGUGAACAGCCUGAGGAGAAAAGAAAUCUCAAACGACAUCUUACUCUCUUUAGUUCUGAACUUUCUAAGAAUUCUGCUAUAAGCAGUGGCCAUUAAUUGUAUCAAUAUCUUCAUAAUGAAUGCCAUUCAUUUGUAUUCCAAAGAGGAAGUGAUUCUGAACAAAGUUCAAAGAUUUUUUUUAUUCUUCAGCGGUCGACACGAAGAGAGCAAAUCAUUUUUCCACUGAAAAUGGCAUUAUACAUGAAAUUACAAUUUUGAAAAGUUACUAAACCAAGCCAUACAGAACUCAUUUCUAUUGAUUAACAGUUUUUCCCCAUGCAGUCAGUAUUAUGUGACUUUCUGUUUAUUGCUAAAUUGAAUGAGAAAUUUACUUUAAAAUCAUAUCUUCUCCCUUGGAUAUUAAGUUGUUAAUCGGGCACUGUAAUGUAAUUUUUAGUGCUCUAUUAGAGUUAGGCGUUAUAGUUUCUUGCAAAUGGGCUCUGUGCUAUAAUCAUAAAAUCAGAGAAGGUGGAGAAGCAGAAUAAUAGCAAAUAAAUGAGACUUAGAGGUGGAUGCCUGCAUUGGAGCUUCUUUCAGCCCUCAUGGUGACUGUUUCUGUAAUGACUGGGAAGUCAUAGAUCCUUUUCCAAGCCUCUAUUUUUCUUUUGUUAACUGGCGGUGACACUUUUUCUACUUCAUAGAGCUGCAAGAACAAAAUGAGGCAGAAGCAGAAAAGCCCUUGGUAUUCACAAGCACCUUUGUGUUCUAAAACACCUUCACAUUCUGGAGAAUUAUGGAAGCUCUUUGGCUUCCCCUUUCUGUUGCCUUUUCUUUCUGAGACACCCAACCCUGCCCAGGUUUCUUCCUUGUGCCUGUUUUGUCGCUGAUUUCUAUAACCAAAAGAAGGAUGCUUGGGGAGCCUUAUGGGUUGACUAUAAUAUACUUAGACCAAUCCAUGUCAGAUAUUUAUAGUGUUAAGUCUCUAUUUUCACUGGCGGGGUGAAAGUUUCUUUUUGUAAGAUUUUAUGCAGAGUUCAGAGAUAACAGAGUGAAAUGAUUCCAAGCCCAGGAAAUGUCAGGUAGAGUGUUCCCCACCCCCCAGUCUCCCUUAACCUCCAACCUUCUCUCCUCAGGGCUGUUUCUGAUGCCCCAGCCAUCAUGGACCCAGAGGCCACCAACACAGGAUCCUAUCUUUGCCCUUCAACAUCUGCAGUUCCCUAAGUCCAUUCACAGCUAAAAUGCUGCUCCUGUCUCUAACAUGAAUUCUUCCA
This is a messenger RNA of Oryctolagus cuniculus (rabbit), 2684 nucleotides long. RefSeq names its product pyroglutamylated RFamide peptide receptor (gene QRFPR). Gene Ontology annotation, biological process: G protein-coupled receptor signaling pathway. Gene Ontology annotation, cellular component: plasma membrane. The record is from RefSeq and is a predicted model, not a curated record. Lineage: Eukaryota; Metazoa; Chordata; Mammalia; Lagomorpha; Leporidae. Gene Ontology annotation, molecular function: neuropeptide Y receptor activity.